UAUCCAUAGUAGGGGCUUCGAGUUAGUAGGGGAAACCACCCUACCUUUACUUAGUUAUUACGCUCCAUUGCAAUCAAACCUUUUGUUUUUUGGGCACAUGAUGAUAAUCGUGUGAAGGUGGGCAUUCUCAGGGUCAAAAUUGAUUGCAUAUAUUAUUUGAACUUGUUUACAUUUGAUCCUUGCACAAGGUUGAGUAUCGAGUUGUGAAUUGUCUUUCAAGAAAAGGAGAUUUCGUAAUUUAGUUACACUCUUGAGCAACACAAUCCAAUUUAUAUUUUCCUAAAGGCUUUCUUUGAUCCCAACAUCUUGGGGAAUAUGCCUUCUGGAAGUAAUGUUUCUUCUAGCCACAGUCCUAGCAGGCGUCUUCAGCGAAAAUUAAACAUAAAGGUGUCUGACUCACUACCAACUGGUGAUACAAAUGGCAUGGGUUUACCUCAAAAGAGGGCAAAGUGCUCACAGAAAUCUGAAUCUUUUUCCAAAAUUAAUUUCAUUCAGACAAAUGACAUAUUGUCUGCUGCCAAUCCUCUGGUUGGAUUUAGUAAUAACAGGUCAGCUGUUGAGGAUUCUAACAAUAUACGUCCAAAGAUAUCAGAUACUGCAGAAGAUAAGAGAGAAAAGGCUGCAUGUGCCAAAGUGUACCGUAGGGAAUAUAAUAAACGACUUUUUUGUGGAUCUGCAAGAGGCCAUUUUAAGGGUCAAUCAACUAAUGAGAAUCAUAAUGCUUCUACUUCAGGAAGAUCAUUUUGUAUGACUAAAGAGGACUUUUCAGAUGCUGGUAAAUUUGCACCAGGCAACUCAAUUUCAAGUACAGGCAUGGACAUUGGUAGAUGGUGUGAAUCAAUUUUGAAGAAUAUGGGAAAAUUUCGUUCCUCUUCUCGAACCUGUGGAGAUAUUAAACAUCCAGGUGUUGUAGGUGAUGGUAUGAUGGAUCAAAAAUGUAAAAAAUGUCAUAAUAUGGAAGAUAGGGAAACUCUGAUAUGUGAUAUGUGUGAAGAAUCAUUUCACAUUUCUUGUUUGAAACGCAAGUUUAGAGCAGAGGGUGUUGAGGAUUGGUACUGUCCUACUUGUCAGAUUGAAAGAAAAAAAUGUCAGCUUGAAAGAAAAAAAAUUCAAAUUGAAAGAAAAAAAUAUUGUUUCAAUUGUAGAGAAAAAUGUACAUAUUCUUAUAUUUUUGAGCAAAUGUUUGAUGAGAAUGUGGAGUACAAUAACAAAGUUCGUAUUGGUAGCAAGUACCAGGCGGACAUCCCUGAGCAAAUGGGUCAGCCUUUAGAGUAUUCAGGAAGCCCAUUUGUUGGUAACAUUGCACUGUUAGAGGAGACUGAGAGGGAAAAUGCAGAAACAAACUUUGAGAAUUGGAUAUUUCAGAAUAAAUGGCAAACUGCAAGUUCUCUGUCACCAAUGUCAAAAGAAAAUUGGCUUAAAUGUAAUACCAUCAUUUACCAUAAAGGGGAUUCAUGCCCAGGUGGACAAAAUGCAGAAACAGACAUUUUGUGUGGAAAGUGGCGCAGAGCACCCCUAUCCAAAGUUCAGAAUGAUGAAUGGGAAUGUUCGGAUGCUGUAGUGUGGGAUCCACAUCAUGCAGAUUGUUUUGUACCACAGGAACUAGAAACAGCAGAGAUAGAAAGAUGUAUGGAAGAAAGAAAACGGUCACUUGAAGUUGCAAUGGUGCAGGAACAAGGAAGGCGUAGGGUACGCCAUUGCAAAUCAAGAUAGGGGAAUACAAGAAUAAGGGUAUGUCUGUAUUAUAUAUGUAAACAUAUUGACUCCGGAGGAUGUGGGUAAAGGGACAGGGUUCUCAUCCCUAUACUGAAAUCUUCUGGUGACUAUGUUGUUUUAUUAAUAGCCUGGGAUGAGCAGCAAUUUUAAAGUGAAUGAGGAAAUGGGAAAACCAUUUCAAUGAUCAAAUUUUAGCAACAGAAAUCCUAAAAGAAACUGCAAUGUGGCUAGUUGGACUAAUAAUUUUUUCUUGUUAUUUGAAUAUUUACCUGAUUCAGGUGUUGUCUGUUAUAUGAAUGUUGCAAAUCUUACAGUGGAACAACUCCGACCCAGGAAAAAUUCAGCCAGGCAAAGAGUAACAGUUGACAUGGAACUCUGCAAAAGCUCAUAAAAAUAUUGGCAACAACUCAACAAAGAAUUGAGAGAUUUCUAAUUUGAACUUCCUAAUUCAGAAUGAUAAUGAAUUUUCUUAAUUGAUUCAUGUAAAUUAUAUGUUGAGUCCAAAAUUUGGCAAUAACUUGGCAAAAUAUAGAAUCUGCUUGUUUUGCUAGAGUAGUGUGAAACAUGGGAGUAGUUGACUAGUCUAGGAUUUUAUUGAACUGUAACUAUUGCAUGUGCAAACAAAAAAAGUGAUUCAUCUGGGGCUUUUGGAUGAGAGAAUUACUGAGUUAUUUAUCUUUUGAGGCUACCAAAUUUAAACUUUUUCUAUUUUUUGGUAAAAUCAUAUAUUGAUUUUGGCUCUGUUCAAAAUCUAUAUGUUGAUAACUAUUACCAA
Molecule: messenger RNA, 2491 nt
Organism: Cryptomeria japonica (Japanese cedar)
Lineage: Eukaryota; Viridiplantae; Streptophyta; Pinopsida; Cupressales; Cupressaceae
Exons: 7
Coding region: 316-1713 (465 amino acids)
Molecular function (GO): zinc ion binding
Source: RefSeq, a predicted model, not a curated record